CGCCCAGCCCCCACCCCGGCUCCAGACUGCGGGCCCCCCACCCGUUCCUUUCCUCUUGCCGGAAAGCUCGCGGAGGCGGCUGCAGCAGCGGCGGCGGCGGCGGCAGCGGCGGCGGUGGUGGCAGCAGCCUGUGGCCCUUCUUCUUCCUCCUCCUCUUCCUCCUCCUCCUCUUCCUCCUUCUCAUCCUCAUCCUCCUCCUCUGCCACCUCCACCCCCUCCUUCUGCUCUUCCUCCACCUCCUCCUUCUCCUCCUCCUCCUCCUCCUCCUCCACCCCCCCCUUCUCCAUCCUCAUCUGGAGGCGGCGGCGGCGGCGGCGGCGGCGGCAAGAUGCACCCCAGCGCCCCCAGCUACCCCACGGCCUCGCUGUACGUGGGGGACCUGCACCCCGAGGUGAGCGAGGCGAUGCUGUACGAGAAAUUCAGCCCGGCCGGGCCCAUCCUCUCCAUCCGCGUCUGCAGGGACAUGAUCACCCGGCGCUCCCUGGGCUACGCCUAUGUCAACUUCCAGCAGCCGGCUGACGCCGAGCGAGCCCUGGAGACCAUGAAUUUCGAUGUCAUCAAGGGCAAGCCGGUGCGCAUCAUGUGGUCCCAGAGGGACCCCUCCCUCCGCAGAAGCGGCGUGGGCAACAUCUUCAUCAAAAACCUGGACAAAUCCAUUGAUAAUAAGGCUCUGUUUGAUACCUUCUCUGCCUUUGGGAACAUCCUCUCCUGUAAGGUGGUAUGUGAUGAGAAUGGGUCCAAGGGCUAUGGAUUUGUCCACUUUGAGACCCGAGAGGCCGCCGAGAGGGCCAUUGACAAGAUGAACGGGAUGCUUCUGAAUGACCGCAAGGUCUUCGUGGGGCGCUUUAAAUCCCGCAAGGAGAGAGAGGCAGAGAUGGGGGCCAGGGCCAAGGAGUACACCAACGUGUACAUCAAGAACUUUGGCGAGGACAUGGACGAUCUGAGGCUCAAGAGGCUCUUCGGUAAGUUUGGGCCGGCUUUAAGUGUCAGGGUGAUGACUGAUGAAAGCGGCACGUCCAGAGGGUUUGGCUUUGUGAACUUUGAGAGGCACGAGGAUGCCCAAAAGGCUGUGGAAGAGAUGAAUGGCAAAGAACUGAAUGGCAGAAAGAUCUAUGUGGGCCGGGCUCAGAAAAAGGGGGAGCGCCAGACGGAACUCAAGCGCAAAUUUGAGCAGAUGAAGCAGGACAGGAUCACCAGGUACCAGGGGGUGAACCUGUAUGUCAAAAACCUCGAUGAUGGCAUCGACGACGAGCGCCUGCGCAAAGAGUUCUCCCCAUUCGGGACCAUCACCAGCGCCAAGGUGAUGAUGGAAGGGGGCCGCAGCAAAGGCUUUGGCUUCGUGUGUUUCUCCUCCCCGGAGGAAGCCACCAAAGCCGUCACCGAGAUGAAUGGCAGGAUCGUGGCCACCAAGCCUUUGUACAUCGCUCUAGCCCAGCGCAAAGAGGAGCGGCAGGCUCACCUCACCAACCAGUACAUGCAGAGGAUGGCCAGUGUCAGAGCCGUGCCCAACCCAGUGAUCAACCCUUACCAGCCUCCUCCUUCGGGCUACUUCAUGACAGCUCUUCCUCAGACUCAGAACCGGGCUGCCUACUACCCUGCUGGCCAGAUCGCCCCUCUCAGACCCAGUCCUCGCUGGACUGCGCAGGGCGCCAGACCUCACCCGUUCCAGAACAUGCCCGGUGCUAUCCGCCCGGCGGCUCCUAGGCCACCAUUCGGUACCAUGAGGCCGCCUUCUUCCCAGGUGCCCCGAGUGCUGUCCGGUCGAGCGGCAAACGCAUCCGCUCAGAACAUGGGUGCCCGUCCGGCCGCCGGUGGCGGGGGUGGCCCUGCUGUCCGUUCUGUGCCACAGUACAAGUACGCUGCCGGGGUUCGCAAUCCCCAGCAGCAUCUCAACGCCCAGCCACAGGUUACCCUGCAGCAGCCUGCGGUUCACGUGCAAGGUCAGGAGCCUCUGACGGCUUCCAUGUUGGCGUCCGCCCCUCCGCAGGAGCAGAAGCAGAUGCUGGGCGAACGGCUGUUCCCGCUCAUUCAGGCCAUGCACCCUACCCUGGCUGGUAAAAUCACCGGCAUGUUGCUAGAAAUCGACAACUCGGAGCUCCUCCACAUGCUGGAGUCUCCCGAGUCUCUGCGUUCUAAGGUGGAUGAGGCUGUGGCAGUGCUGCAAGCUCACCAGGCGAAAGAGGCCGCCCAGAAAGCUGUGAAUAGUGCCCCCAACGUGCCUGCUGUUUAAAAGAUGAGGGACCAGCCGUGGCACCUCAGCAUCACCGAAGAAAAAUGUCUAUUGUGGGGGAAAAAAAAGAACAUUGCAAACUAAAGAAAAAAUGUAAAGAAAACUUUAAACUUGAUGUACCAAGCAAAUGCCAGGUCUAGCAAACUUAAUGCUAGUCCUAGCUUACUUAUUGAUUUAAAAAAAAAAAAGGAAAAUGGGAGGGAGGGAAAAACCCAAAAAAAUA
Molecule: messenger RNA, 2453 nt
Organism: Dromiciops gliroides (monito del monte)
Lineage: Eukaryota; Metazoa; Chordata; Mammalia; Microbiotheria; Microbiotheriidae
Product: polyadenylate-binding protein 1-like
Exons: 1
Coding region: 329-2230 (633 amino acids)
Cellular component (GO): nucleus; cytosol; ribonucleoprotein complex
Molecular function (GO): poly(A) binding; mRNA 3'-UTR binding; poly(U) RNA binding
Source: RefSeq, a predicted model, not a curated record